AUGAUAAGGGUUAACAUGAUUAUCCUUUGUUUACGACAGUCUACAAGUGACCUUGUUAGUGAGAUAGAAAUUCAGGCAGACUACGUAGUGGAUGAAAUAAUCUGUCCGGGCCUCACUGUCAGCGCCACAAUCAGCCGCUUCAACGGAGCAAGCCCCGGGGACCCGAUAUUGCAACUACGGAAUCAGCUGCAGUUUAGAAACGAUUGCCCAAACAACUUGUGCAGAACGAAUCUUACUAUCCUGGCCGAAACCAAAUACACGAACGUUGAUGGCUACUUCGUAAUUGGAAACCAGGACCUUGCUAUUGAUGUAAAAGUCACGAAAACCGGAGACUCAUCUUACGGAUCUGUCUUCUAUAUGGUCUAUCCGCAAUACCUUAGCUACAAAAACAUGGAGAAAUUCCGAGGAGAAAACGACGUCACGUGUUCUUUGAUUGACAGUAAAAAUAAUGAUACAGACAUAGUUUUGAAAGAAGAAGAAUCGGCCAUAUCAUGUUUGUUUGGAAAUCCAAUGUCAAAUGAUACAGGUGUCGGCUUCCGGUUGUUUAUGAAGGUUCCGAUUUCCGUUGUAAAUGAUGAUUCUACAAUGAUGCUUCGCAUGCGUGUGACAACCUUGAGCGAGGAACUUGAACCAACAGACAACAACCAGACAAUCACUAUUAAUUUACGACAUAACCUAGAAGCCACGUUUUCAGGAAUAUCAACACGAGAACAGAUAUAUCUGGAGGAAAGUAAGGACACAUAUGACAUGGAAAAUAUAUAUGAGUUAUACAAUAAAGGCCCGAGUAUUAUGCAGUCAGCAGUUGUAGAUAUCUUGUUUCCACAGUUACAAAGUUCCAACAAAGCUCUUUUGUUUCUCAACAGAACUGAGAUUCGAUGUGAACAAAAUUGUGAAGCCAAGUGCAGUCUUGUAGAGGAAUAUACGACACCAGCCAUCUACUCCUUCUUCAAAGGCCGACUUGUAUCAAACACAGGGAAACCAGAAACGGCGCUGUCAGAUAUUCAGAAUAAUGACUGUAAACAGCAGAAGUGUUCCAAAUUCGUUUGUGCCAUUUCUAAUAUACAACCGAAGACUGGUGCAGUUAUUUACAUGAAUUAUGUUAUAGACAGGAGUAUCGAAGGUGGAAUGAAGGAAGGAAAAUCAAUGACUUUCAUCUCAACAGCCGUGGUUCAGAUAAACAAAACAAACCUUAUCAGCAAUCAGACGGAGUUUUUACAACAGCUCAGUACUACAGUAAGGAAGAGAGCGCCUAUUAAGGAGGAAAUUCCAUGGUGGAUUAUUCUUGUCAGCGUUCUUGGCGGAAUUUUGCUUAUAGCCCUAAUUGUUCUUGUACUCUGGAAGGUUGGAUUUUUCAAGCGGAAGAGGAGAGAUGAGCUUGAAAAGAGAAAAUCACAUGCUCCUGAUUCUGGAAAUAAAGUGAAUAAUGAAAAGAAGAGGGAUUCAUACACUGAUAGUGAAGGAGGAAUUAUAGACAAUGAAAUUCCACCAGCGAAUAAUGAGAAGGAAAAAUAUUGAUGGUAAACAGGUUUACCUGGUUGAACACACAUGGGUAUUUAGAAUGAAAAAAAGCUUGUAAGACUUAAUUGAUCGGUCCAAGAGGCUACAUGACUACGUAUGUGUCAGAAAAGAACAGAAAACAAAUUGCUGAACAUUUACUGUUUAUAGAGGUACUUCCUAUGGUAAAACUUGAUUUUUAUUUUACGUUAAUAUAUAUACAUUCUGUGCU
This is a messenger RNA of Mercenaria mercenaria, 1726 nucleotides long. Its product is annotated as integrin alpha-V-like. The record is from RefSeq and is a predicted model, not a curated record. Gene Ontology annotation, biological process: cell-matrix adhesion; cell-cell adhesion; cell adhesion mediated by integrin. Bases 1 to 1515 code for a protein of 504 amino acids. Gene Ontology annotation, molecular function: integrin binding. The transcript is spliced from 8 exons. Gene Ontology annotation, cellular component: integrin complex; external side of plasma membrane. Lineage: Eukaryota; Metazoa; Mollusca; Bivalvia; Venerida; Veneridae.